AUGCCGGACGACGUUGUGAUUGACAUGCCUCUUACUGACACUCACAAUCCGAAGGUUGCUGUCCACCACUUUGGACCAGCAGACAUGGCCCCCCUGGACACAACUCGGGGCAUCGCGUCCCUCACAGUUGGCAUCCCAUCCUCGCGAAAGAAUAGACAACCAGAUGGGCCAUCGUCGCCUCCACGCUGGAAGACACCCGAGUUUAUCUUCUAUUACAUCGUAUUCGUCGUCGUGGUCCCUCUUAUGGCUUGGGUACCAAUUCGUUUAAGUUCACCGACAAAUGCGAAUUACCCAUUUUUUCGUCAUCAACUUAAACCUGGUUGGUUGUUUGGUCGCGAAGUUGAUAACAGCGACCGUCAAUACCGCGCCUUUCGAGAUAACAUCCCUGCCCUUUCUCUCCUUGCUUUAGUCUAUCUUACCCUGCAGUGGAUAUACGUUCGUUCAGCGAUUGGCUCAACUUCGGCAAUACCCAAGGACAACAUUCAUCUUGUACCCUAUGUCGUCUUCUUUGCUGCUUUAUACCUCAUUGGCCUCCAUGGCACAAGUACCAUCAAAAUCUUGAUCAUCCUCACAGUCAACUAUUACAUAGGAAAGGGCCUACGAGGUUCUCGAAUCGGUCCAUUAAUGACAUGGAUUUUCAACGCUUCCGUUUUGUUUGCAAAUGAGUGGAAUGAGGGCUAUCGCUUCUCGAGCUUGCAUCCCUCGUUGGCAGCAUUGGACAUUUUCGAAGGCCUCUACCCCCGCUGGCAUAUCAGUUUCAACAUAACCAUGUUGAGGCUGGUGUCGUUCAACAUGGACUACUAUUGGGCUUGCAAGAUUGAUUCUACAUGGGCCAGAAAUGAUACACCUCGACAGCGCGACGCAAAGACAACUCAGAAAGAAAGGACCAGUACACCCCAUCCACUCGAGUUUUACACAUAUGCAAAUUACUUGGCCUAUAUUCUGUUUCCUCCGCUUUAUAUAGCUGGUCCCAUCUUGACAUAUAACGAUUUCCUGUGGCAGUUACGCCGGCCGCAGGAGAUUUCACGCCUCUCCGUUAUGAGCUACUUCAUACGCUUUCUUAUCUGCCUAAUCACAAUGGAGUUCAUCCUCCAUACGAUGUACGUGGUAGCAAUCAAGGAUACAAAGGCUUGGAUAGGCGACACCCCCCUUGAACUGAGCAUGAUCGGAUUUUGGAACUUGAUAAUCGUAUGGUUAAAGCUUCUCCUUCCCUGGCGUUUCUUCCGGUUGUGGUCGCUGGCCAGUGGCAUCGAUCCUCCAGAGAACAUGGUUCGCUGUAUGGCCAACAACUAUUCCACGACGGGUUUUUGGAGAAGCUGGCAUCGUUCCUACAAUCUUUGGGUGGUGCGAUACAUAUAUAUUCCCCUGGGCGGAACGAAACACGUUGCAGUGGCCACAUUACUUAUAUUCACAUUUGUUGCCCUUUGGCAUGAUCUGUCGUUCCGUUUACUUGCAUGGGGCUGGCUUGUCAGCUUGUUCAUCGUGCCAGAGAUGUUAGCUGCCCACCUUCUUCCACAAUCGAAGUAUGGACAUUAUUCGUGGUAUCGACAUGUCUGUGCCAUCGGCGCCGUUUUCAAUAUUGUUAUGAUGAUGACCGCUAACCUUGUCGGGUUCGUGGUCGGAACAGAGGGGGUGCUCUACUUGUCAAGACAGAUCACGGGCAGCCUUGAAGGUUUCCGAUUUUUAGUCACUGCGUGUUGCUGUCUUUUUGUCGGGGUGCAACUGAUGUUUGAAUACCGCGAGGAAGAAAAGCGAAGGGAGAUCUUUCUCCGAUGCUGA
Pisolithus orientalis is the source of this 1779-nucleotide messenger RNA. Its product is annotated as MBOAT, membrane-bound O-acyltransferase family-domain-containing protein. NCBI's taxonomy places the organism in Eukaryota, Fungi, Basidiomycota, Agaricomycetes, Boletales, Pisolithaceae. The record is from RefSeq and is a predicted model, not a curated record. The coding region runs from base 1 to 1779 and encodes 592 amino acids. Gene Ontology annotation, biological process: GPI anchor biosynthetic process. The transcript has 11 exons. Gene Ontology annotation, cellular component: endoplasmic reticulum.